Spirometra erinaceieuropaei is the source of this 2226-nucleotide messenger RNA. The record is from the annotation of a GenBank genome assembly. Lineage: Eukaryota; Metazoa; Platyhelminthes; Cestoda; Diphyllobothriidea; Diphyllobothriidae.
AUGACGCAUGGCCAAUCGGGCUGGCGGCAGUUGACUGAUGGCGGACUUGUAGGUCACGCCUCGAGAGUCUUCCAGGUCUUUCAGUCGCUCUCGCUCUCUGCGCACAGCACUCCUACGUCAUGGAGGCCGGGGACGUGUCCAGAAGUGGGGUUGUGUUCUGCCAUCAGCGUCAGCGGCUCUAUCCCUUCGAGUUCCUUGCAGUAUUCAUGCGGGCACACCUACCCCCCUCCCCCCCGGCUCAAAUUAGAGGACGCGUACGCCCCAACUGCGCACAAUUCUUGCCACAGUUAGCCCUUAUCUAGACAGCUCAAAAGAAACAUGGUAGGAAGGCAGAGGCGACGACUGACAAAUCGCCAAAACCACAUAUCGACGCACGAAAGCCCAUUUCCACUGCUCGUUGCUAUCAUUUCACCCGACUGCAAACGUAACGGACCUCAUGUUUUGCGGUUCAAAUCGAGGCAACUUUCAGACGAACCUGGUUGAGCCGAAACCCUGCCUGUAUGAUAUUUCGUUCAAAACAGUCCUCCAGUUAACCGGUCAGAUUUAAUUCUGGUGAUCGCAUGGGCCGUGGGAGGAUCAUGUGAUUUUGGUCUUUUGAGGGCUCCGACAAUUCUCACUCGGUGUGGAGUUUUGGGGUUAUUCUGUGUCGCAGAAUUUGCGUUUGCCUCGAUUAUUUAUUUGCUGAUCUGCGAAUUACUUUGUACUGCACUACGGCAGAUCCGAUCAGCAGUCUGUCAUAUUUCACCUCGUAGCAGGUGACUAUGGAUUCCAUGACUUGAUGCGGCAGGGGUAUGGUCUAUGGCCGGGGUUACUUACAUACUACGACAACUGAAGACUCCCCCUUCAUCGAGGAUGAUUGCCCUUUGGUGUGCUAAUUGCUUGAUGGCUGGCGUGCAAGUCGUUAAAUGCCGAAAUUUACUCACCCCUGCUGCAUGUUGGCGUGACGAUGGCUCGGCUACCUGGCUCACCACCUUGCGCGUCGGUUAAUGAGACUAAAAAUAGCCAUUAUCACAGCAAGAAGCAUCUGAGGUCGUUUAUCGAAUAUAGCGCAGUUUUGGGCACGGGAAACACGUCGGAGAAACUGGAAGACUGCCACAGACGCAAAUCGCCGAACACGCGGCAGCAGUACGGAGAGAUGACGCCAACUCUCAAGUCGCGGCCUAUCCGACGAGACCCAGGCACACAUUCAAGUUAGACGAGGCCGAAAUUCUCACAAGAGUUGACAGUCGCGUGAGCCGCGAGUCAUGGCUCAAAGGAUCCCAGUCGAGUAACAAGUGAAAUGACCCACCCCGCUCCAUAUUCGAUGCUGAAACUUAGUUUGACCAAAGUAAUUAGCCAUUCGGAGCGCGUGCAGGGCGUAGGGCCAGGUGGCCGAGCCAUCAUCACGCCAAAAUCUAUCAGGGGCGAUGAGAUUUCAGUAAUUAUCGACUUGUAAGCCGACUACCAAACCAUGAGCGCACCAGAGGGCAGCCAUCCUCGAUGCAGGGAGAAACUGUUAAUUGUCAUAUGUAUGCAGUAGAAUGGCGACUGCAUCCUAUAGGUAUACGGGAACCUCCUGUGUAUGAAUUGCCUCCUAUCUGAUCCUAUCUCUGUCGGUGGAUCUGAGCGUAAAUCUGAAACGUCAGGCGAAUAUUAUGGUUCCGGCGACUGCAUCUACUUCUUUGCAACUGCUUCCUGGAAUUCACGUUUUCGCUUUCGCCUGCAAUAUUUGCCAUAGCAGCUGUACUAGUGCUAGUGGCUAUAGUAGCUGCCCCCUUAAAAGUGGAACCGAUUUUGACAGCAGUGGUUAUCGUCGUGGUAAGUGUAGGGUUAGACACUGUAUUACAAUAUUACAGAUGGCCUAGCCCUAAAUUCCAGAGGGUUAGGGUUAACUUUGCAAUACAGGCAUAGGAACUCCCUGGAAUUUAGCGCGCAGCCCCUGUAGUACGGAGGAGGGAGUCAAUAUUCCCAUCGUAACUGUAUUAACAGCAGCAGCAGCAGCAGCAGCAGCAGCAGCAGCAGCAGCAGCAGCAGCAGCAGCAGCAGCAGCAGCAGCAGCAGCAGCAGCAGCAGCAGCAGCAGCAGCAGCAGCAGCAGCAGCAGCAGCAGCAGCAGCAGCAGCAGCAGCAGCAGCAGCAGCAGCAACAGCAACAGCAGCAGCAGCAGCAGCGACGGCAGCAGCAGCAGCAGCAGCAGCAGCGACGGCAGCAGCAGCAGCAGCAGCAGCAGGAGCGGCAGCAGCAGUAG